Parus major (Great Tit) is the source of this 2472-nucleotide messenger RNA. RefSeq names its product mitogen-activated protein kinase kinase kinase 12 (gene MAP3K12). The transcript is spliced from 13 exons. The record is from RefSeq and is a predicted model, not a curated record. Gene Ontology annotation, molecular function: ATP binding; JUN kinase kinase kinase activity. Gene Ontology annotation, biological process: protein autophosphorylation. The coding region runs from base 39 to 2390 and encodes 783 amino acids. NCBI's taxonomy places the organism in Eukaryota, Metazoa, Chordata, Aves, Passeriformes, Paridae.
UGUCCCAUCCCCGGUCCCGCUGUCCCCAGGCUCCGGCCAUGGCCUGCCUGCACGAGACCCGCACUCCGUCGCCGUCGCUGGCGCUGCCGUCGGACGGGACCCCCGAGCAGGAGCUGACCCCCACCCAGUGCGUCCUGCGCGAUGUCCUGCCCGCCCCCAGCGCCCCCCCCGAGGCCUGGCCCCGCCGGGGGGGGACCCGGCCCCCCGAGCUCGGCCCCGAGGCCGCGGGGCCGCUGGCGGCCGAUGCCGCCCACCUGCGCUGCCAGGCCGGGGGAGGAUUCCUGGAGGGGCUCUUCGGGUGCCUGAAGCCCGUGUGGACCAUGAUCGGCAAAGCCUACGCGGCCGAGCACAAACACCCGCCCGAGGACCCCUGGGAGGUGCCGUUCGAGGAGAUCCUGGACCUGCAGUGGGUGGGCAGCGGGGCGCAGGGCGCCGUCUUCCUGGGCCGCUUCCAUGGCGAGGAGGUGGCCGUGAAGAAGGUGCGGGACCUCAAGGAGACCGACAUCAAACACCUGCGCAAGCUCAAGCACCCCAACAUCAUCACCUUCAAGGGCGUGUGCACCCAGGCCCCCUGUUACUGCAUCAUCAUGGAGUUCUGCGCCCAGGGACAGCUCUACGAGGUGCUGCGCGCCGGCCGCAAGGUCACCCCCUCCCUGCUGGUCGACUGGUCCAUGGGCAUCGCCGGCGGCAUGAACUACCUGCACCUGCACAAGAUCAUCCACCGGGACCUCAAGUCGCCCAACAUGCUCAUCACCUACGAUGACGUGGUGAAGAUCUCGGACUUCGGCACCUCCAAGGAACUCAUCGACAAGAGCACCAAGAUGUCGUUUGCCGGCACCGUGGCCUGGAUGGCCCCCGAGGUCAUCCGCAACGAGCCCGUCUCCGAGAAGGUGGACAUCUGGUCCUUCGGGGUGGUGCUGUGGGAGCUGCUGACAGGCGAGAUCCCCUACAAGGACGUGGACUCGUCGGCCAUAAUCUGGGGCGUGGGCAGCAACAGCCUCCACCUGCCCGUCCCCUCCAGCUGCCCUGAUGGCUUCAAGGUGCUGCUGCGCCAGUGCUGGAACAGCAAACCCCGGAACCGGCCGUCCUUCCGCCAGAUCCUGCUGCACCUCGACAUCGCCUCGGCCGAUGUCCUCUCCACCCCGCAGGAAACCUACUUCAAAUCCCAGGCCGAGUGGCGAGAGGAGGUGAAGCUGCACUUCGAGAAGAUCAAAUCGGAGGGGACGUGUCUGCACCGGCUGGAGGAGGAGCUGAUCAACCGCCGGCGAGAGGAGCUGCGGCACGCACUGGACAUCCGGGAGCACUACGAGCGGAAACUGGAGCGCGCCAACAACCUCUACAUGGAGCUCAGCGCUCUCAUGCUGCAGCUGGAGCUCAAGGAGAAGGAGCUGCUCAGGCGGGAGCAGGCGCUGGAGAAGCGCUACCCCGGGCUCUUCAAGCCGCGGGUGCCGCGGGGGCUCCUGCACGGCAACGCCGUCGAGACCCUCAUCAAGAAACGCAACGUCCCGCAGAAGCUCUCGCCCCACGGCAAGCGCCCCGACAUCCUGAAGCCGGAGGUGCUGCUGCCCAAGCUGGACGCGGCCAUGGCGCAGGUGGCCCUGCCGGGGUGUCCCAAGGGCCCCCCGUCCCCCGGGCGCAGCCGCCGGACCAAGGGCCGCCACCGCAAAGCGGGGCCCCGGGGGGGCUGCGGGGAGCCGGGACCCGAGGCCGGCACCCCCCGGGGUCCCCCCGCCACCGCCGCCAGCCCCGACAUCCUCGGGGGCACCCUGGAGGCCGCAGGGGCCCCCCCGGCCACGGCACCUGAUGUGGGGCCCGAGGGGGCCACGGGCUCCCAAGGGUCCCCCCCGCCGCAGCCCCCCACUCCCGGGGAGCCGGAACGGGAGAGCGGCGCCGGCCGGGGGGGGAAAGGGGGCCCCGGGCAGCACCUCACCCCCGCGGCUCUGCUGUACCGGGCGGCCGUCACCCGCGGCCAGAAACGGGGGGUCUCGUCGGAGGAGGAGGAGGGCGAAGUGGACAGCGAGGUGGAGCUGCCGCUGCGGCAGAGGUGGCCCCCGGGGAUGAGCAAGCGCCAGUCGCUGUCGACCUUCAGCUCGGAGAACUUCUCAGACGGGGACGGUGACGAGGGCCACACGAGCGAGCCGUCGCACAGUGCCACCCCCGACGUGGGCAGCACCAACACGGACGAGCGGCCCGACGACCGCUCCGAGGAUCUGCUGUCCCAGGGCUCCGAGAUCCCGCUGGAUGCGGCCCCCCCCGAGGGGCCCGGCCGCCGGCACGGGGGGCUCAGCCCCACCAAGGUCUCCGAGGACUCGGACUGUGACAGCGCAGAGCUGGACCACUCAGGCAGCGGCGAGGGGCCCCCCCGGCCCACAGCCCCCCCGGGCCUGUGACCUGCGUGCCCCCCACACCCCCUCCCUGCACUCCCUCACUUGUACAGCCCCAAAUAUUUAUAUAAAUAUCUAUGGCUCUCUA